AUGCAGAUACGUUUUGGUGGGAAACGAGGCGAUGAUACAAUGAUUGGGAAACAUGGGUUAGGUUUUAACUCGUGUUACCACUUUACCGAUAUUCCGAGUUUUAUAAGCGGCGAUUCUAUUGCGUUUUUGGAUCCUCAAGAGAAAUUCUUGCCAAGAAGACAUGGUGAAACCCAACGAGGAGAUCAAAUUCUCAAAUUGUUCACGAGUCUUAAAUCAACUAUCUUCUCCCAAUUUUUAUUUCUUCGACAUAUCGAAACAAUUGAAAUUUCUCAUAUACUUAGGGCAACAAUUCGAUUACAAAUAAAUUCACUUUAUAAAGCGACUAUAACGGAAUUGACUGAAAAUGUGAGAAACCAAAGAAAAUGCGUCAUAAAAAAUAAAAUUCAAACUUUCCAAAUGGAGAUCAAACAAAUUGAAGAUUUAAACGAUGUGCAGAAGGACUAUUGGAUUAUUGUUACCGGAGGAAUUGCUGCAUUAUAUAAAAGUUCGAAAGAUGAUAAUAACCGUCUUCAUAUUUUGCUGAAUUACAUAGCAGCUAUGGUAAUCGCUCUUUCAACGAAUACCGGAGCGACUUUAUUGGUAGAUUAUACUCUUUCCUUUUGUUAUCUGAUACGACAGGUUUGCCGUUUCAUCUCAAUGGAACAUGGACUCAAGGCUCAGAUCAUGGAAGAGUUCCGAUUAGAUCCAAGUUUCAAGUCACCGCUCCGUUCACUUCCUAUUUGGUCGACGAUUUCUCAUCCGGAACGCUCCAUUUCUGAUAGUUAUAAUCCGUUAGAUGAAGAUCCAAAGAAACUUUUAAAACCAGCUUCAUGCGGAUAUAUUUUGACAAAUUCCUUUCACCAACAUCGAAUAAAGACUCGUUCAAUUUUUUUGGAUGCAAGUAACAAUAAUAGUUGUCAAAUUUUAACUGAUCUUAAUGUUCCCACGCGAGAUAUCUACGUGUAUACCUUUGAGGAUGUCGAAUUUCCUAAGGAAUAUGAUAGCUGUUAUCUCGAUUUCCUAAAAGACAUACUUAAAGAUAUUCAAAUUAUUCAAGGUUUAAAGUAUAAACGCUGUUUUCCCAAUUGA
Messenger RNA from Funneliformis caledonium, 1068 nucleotides. NCBI's taxonomy places the organism in Eukaryota, Fungi, Glomeromycota, Glomeromycetes, Glomerales, Glomeraceae. The record is from the annotation of a GenBank genome assembly.